AUGGAUCUCUGGAGACGCGACGACGAAGGCUGUGUGUCUGACAACGACUAUAACGGGGAACAUUGGGGAGCACGGAUCAGCGCUGUCUUCGUUGUUCUGGUGGCUUCCGCAUUUGGAGCAUACUUCCCAAUUCUGUCAUCUCGAUAUUCCUUUAUUAGACUUCCCUCAUGGUGUUUCUUUAUUGCAAAAUACUUUGGGUCUGGCGUGAUCGUGGCCACCUCGCUGAUACAUCUUCUAGAGCCAGCCAGCGACGCUUUGGGAAAUGAGUGUUUGGGAUACCCGUUCACUGCCUACCCGUUGGCUUUUGGCAUCUGCCUGAUCACCUUGAUGGUGAUGUUUUUCGCAGAACUUAUGGCUUACAAAUGGAUGGAAGCAAACGUCGAAGAUAUGAACGGUGGCCAUGAGCACAACCACUCUCACUUCGGCGAGACUGACCUCUUUGUGAAGAAGACCAACGACGACGAUGUGAAGAGCGACCUCGAGCCAGAGUACGAGAGAGGGGCCCAUGCGCCUCCUAGUGCGGCUCAGAACGGCAACAACACUGCUAUCUUGGACAUGUCUCCACGCCAUUACCAGCACGCCAAGGAGCAUCAAGACCCAGAGGCAGUUGGCACCCUUGCCCAGGACCAGGACAAGGAAUACUACCUUGGACAGCUGUUCAACGUUUUCGUUCUGGAGUUUGGUGUCGUCUUCCACUCCGUCUUUGUUGGUCUGACUCUGGCCGUGUCUGGUGAUGAGUUUGUUAACCUCUACAUCGUUGUUGUCUUCCACCAGCUGUUUGAGGGACUGGGUCUUGGAAGCAGAAUUGCCAUGGUCAAUUGGGACAAGAAAAGAAACCUCACUCCGUGGCUGCUUGCUGGUGCGUAUGGUCUUUGCACCCCAAUUGCCAUUGCUAUUGGUCUUGGAGUGCGCAAGUCAUACCCACCCAACUCCCGUAGAGCUCUCAUAACCAACGGUGUGUUCGACUCGAUUUCGGCAGGAAUUUUGCUUUACACUGGUCUCAUAGAGCUGAUGGCCCACGAAUUCCUCUUCAGCGACGAGUUCCGAGGCAGAAAAAACAUUAAGAAGAUGGUUCUCGCUUACGUGAUCAUGUGCACUGGAGCGGGACUCAUGGCAUUGCUCGGCAAAUGGGCAUAA
Messenger RNA from Ogataea haglerorum, 1137 nucleotides. RefSeq lists its product as uncharacterized. Gene Ontology annotation, cellular component: plasma membrane. Lineage: Eukaryota; Fungi; Ascomycota; Pichiomycetes; Pichiales; Pichiaceae. The record is from RefSeq and is a predicted model, not a curated record. Gene Ontology annotation, biological process: zinc ion import across plasma membrane. Gene Ontology annotation, molecular function: low-affinity zinc ion transmembrane transporter activity. The transcript has a single exon. The coding region runs from base 1 to 1137 and encodes 378 amino acids.